UAGUUGUCCUGCUCGCAGGAUGUCGUCAAAAGCAGCGUGCUGCCUCUUACUUAGAUCUUGUCCGCUCAUUGUCGGACCUACUCAGCGCGAUGUCAUGUUUCUCCCCAUUCGCCGCACUGGAGAGGCUCUUUACUUUGAGGCCUCCAGUCGGCUGAUCACCGUCAGGCCACCCGACUCGUCGGACCUUUUGUCUUCUUGCAUACCUCAUAUGAUCGUCUUCGCCCCGCUUUUCAGCUGGACACGUUGAAUUCCUCAUGAGGCUGAGCAAGGCCAACCGUAACAGUCAGCCAGCCAGAACAUUCAGCCGAAGUAGAUUCGAGUGGCAUGCUCGCCACGAUAGAACAGUACAAAGUCAAGAGCACCAUACACAGCCUGUCUCCCAUCAUUCACCCUCCCCAUUACCAAGCAGAUCAGCGAGUUCUUCCUUUGAAAGUGCCGCUCAUCGUGCACUUGCACAGCGGCGGCUGGAUCCUCGGCGGAGCGUUUGGGUACGAGAGGUUUGUGUUUGAACUGGUGGAGCGGACGGGGUGUGCGCUGGCGUUUCCGGAGUAUACGCUUGCGCCGGAGAGGCAGUUCCCGGCGCAGCAGGAGCAGUGUUUGGAGGUUGUGCAGUGGUUUGUGGAGCAUGGGCCUGGGAUUGUGUUGGAUACGUCGAAGGUGGUUGUUACUGCGGAUAGUGCUGGUGGUCAAUUGGCGCCCGCAGUCUCCAUCCUGAAUCACCAGUGCUCCCUGAAUCUGCCCAUCGCGCAUCAAAUCCUCCUCCACGCAGUGGUGAACGCAGCCAGCCUAACCAACACCUUCUCGCAAUUCCUCUUCCCAAACGGCCCCUUCCUCACCACCGCAUUCAUAGAGGAAAUCGUCAAAAAUUACUUCCCCAACGAGCAAGCCCGCCACGAAAUCACCGCCUCCCCGGGCCUGAUGACGAAGCAGCAGGCCAGGGAGUUCAUGCCGCCCACGACCAUCAUCACCUCGCAGAGCGACUGGCUGCGCGACCAGGGCCAGGACUUUUGCCAAGUUGCUGCAGCAGGCUGACGUGCGUUGCGCCGUUCUGCAGGAUGUGGCGUGCAUUCAUGAUGUGGAGAUUAUCCCCGUGGCGCGCGAGAGUGCGACGGCGCAAUUGGUGAUGAUGGCGAUUGCGGCCCAGAUUCGG
Molecule: messenger RNA, 1150 nt
Organism: Neohortaea acidophila
Lineage: Eukaryota; Fungi; Ascomycota; Dothideomycetes; Mycosphaerellales; Teratosphaeriaceae
Product: Alpha/beta hydrolase fold-3
Exons: 2
Coding region: 325-1032 (235 amino acids)
Molecular function (GO): hydrolase activity
Source: RefSeq, a predicted model, not a curated record